This is a messenger RNA of Monomorium pharaonis (pharaoh ant), 2980 nucleotides long. Its product is annotated as kinesin-like protein KIF23. The coding region runs from base 130 to 2799 and encodes 889 amino acids. The transcript is spliced from 15 exons. Gene Ontology annotation, cellular component: kinesin complex; microtubule; nucleus. The record is from RefSeq and is a predicted model, not a curated record. NCBI's taxonomy places the organism in Eukaryota, Metazoa, Arthropoda, Insecta, Hymenoptera, Formicidae. Gene Ontology annotation, biological process: microtubule-based movement. Gene Ontology annotation, molecular function: ATP binding; ATP hydrolysis activity; microtubule motor activity.
AUAUCAUCUAUACUAUAUCUCCAUUCGAGUAUCCUAUCGCUAAUUUUAAAAGCGUUCCAAUUAUCAUCAAUCUUUGGUGCCUGAGAUUUAACAUGCACAGCCUCGCAAACUUCCUUAGUAUCUUCGGGCAUGAAAAAGUUGGAAAGUUUUGGUAACAUAUCCUUCUCUUGUGGUUCUGGAUCCUUACUUCGCAUAACGCUGGAAGAAAGUGGACCAAAGUGGAUUGGCUUGUAUGUAAUAAUGAAGCCAGCACGUUCAAAUACUCCAGCUCUUAAGCCAAUCGGUCGAGCGAAAGGAUCAAAUACGAUAUCUAAAGAUCCUGUGCAAGUUUAUUGUCGUUUAAGACCCAUGCAAUCUUCAAUGGAUGUAUCAUGCAUGAGAGUUACAUCUGAUACAACAGUUGUGAUAACGCCUCCGGAAUCGGCAGUCAACUUUCGUACUAUAACUAAAGAGAUACAAACGACGUUCAGUCAUGUAUUUACAUUUAAUGUGACGCAGAAAGAGAUAUUUAAAAUGGUCGCCCUUCCUUUGGUUGAAAAUCUUAUUCACGGGAAAAAUGGUCUUCUCUUUACAUAUGGUGUAACAGGUAGUGGAAAAACAUAUACGAUGACUGGAGAACCCCAGGAUGCUGGUAUCAUGCCUCGGUGCUUGGAUGUCCUUUUUAAUACUAUUGCUAAUUACCAAACAAAAAAGUUCAUUUUUAAACCAGAUAAAUUGAAUGGUUUUGAUGUACAAAGCGAGGCUGAUGCUAUGCUGGACAGGCAACAUGAACUUCACGCAGGUCUAUCUGUCCAAAGAACUGGGAGAUUUGGCAAACAUCAUAAAAUAGACAAUGAUGGAGAUAGUAAUCCAAUGGUACUUCACAAACAUAACAAAUCGCAAAAUGUGAUGGUUGAAUCAGAUAAUGCUUACUCUGUAUUUAUCACGUAUGUUGAAAUAUACAAUAACAACGUAUACGAUUUGUUGGAUGAAGAUUAUAUCAGGACCAAGACAUUGCAGAGUAAAAUUGUUAGAGAAGAUGGUAACAAAAAUAUGUACGUACAUGCUGUCACAGAAGUUGAAGUAAAAAGUGCAGAGGAAGCUUUUGAGCUAUUUCAACGUGGACAACGAAAAAGACGUGUUGCACACACGGCAUUGAAUGCAGAGUCGAGUAGGUCGCAUAGUGUUUUUACCAUCAGACUUGUACAGGCACCUUUAGAUUGUGAAGGUGAGCAUGUAAUGCAAGACAAACGAGUAGUGUGCAUAAGUCAAUUAUCUCUAGUAGAUUUGGCAGGUAGUGAGCGAACAAAUCGCACUAAAAAUACUGGUCAACGUUUACGAGAAACAGGAAAUAUUAAUAACUCUCUAAUGACUCUACGAUCGUGUUUGGAAAUUUUGAGAGAGAAUCAGAAUCAGAAUACAAAUAAAAUGGUUCCUUAUCGAGACUCCAAGCUUACACAUUUAUUCAAAAACUAUUUUGAUGGAGAAGGACAGGUCAAGAUGAUAGUUUGUGUAAAUCCAAGAGGAGAUGAUUAUGACGAAACAAUUCAAGUGAUGAAAUUUGCGGAAAUGACUCAAGAAGUUCAUGUUGCGAGGUCUAAUCCUGUAAAAUUGGACCUCGGUCUGACUCCUGGCAGAAGACAAGCAAAUAAGAUAUUCAAAGAAGCAAGAGGUAAAUUGGAGAAAGAGGGUCGACCAGAAGCUGCUGAUUUAAUCAUUGAUUUAGGCCUAGUCUACAGUUUGGGCGGACCAUUUCCUCAAUUGAAAACUGUUACUUCGGAUAAUGAUAUAAUACAAUCUUUAAUACACUUCUUGGAACAACGAAUCAACAAGCGCAACAUACUUCGUGCGGAUUUGCAAAAGAAACAGGAGGACUUUAGACGGAUAUUAAUGAGAAUAGAACAAGAAAAUGUAAAAUUAAACGUUGACGUAGCUUCGUUAAAGGCUGCAAAUACACAACAACAAAAAAGAAUAUCGGCAUUAGAGGGACACCUCUGUGAAGCAAAAGAGCAAAUUUAUGAACUUGUAUGUAAAUUAAACGAUGCUAAUGAAAUGGUACGAAGUUUACAGCAAAAGGUGAAAGAUCGAGACUUGGCAUUAAAUCAACGUUUAAUAGAUAAGCAAAGAGUGAAGCAGAGAUAUAAUACAAAGAUGCAAGUCGAGACAGAUAAAAUGAAUAGAGAGCUAGAGGUAAAACUGCGUCAACAGCGUGAACAUCUUCAGAAUCAAAUGAAGGAGAAAGAAGACAAGUUACGAUUGGUAAAACAAAUUUUAGUCGACGAUAACGAUAUUAAUCUUGCAAUAACAGGAAUAAAUUCGAAGGAAAAAGUUUCAGAAUUAACAACAAGAGUAGUAGUCAGUUCAGAUAAAGAGGCCAGAAUAUCACGAAAGGAUAGAAUACCAAUUUCAAAUCCGAAGUAUAGACGAUCGCAAAGUGCUGACAGAUGGAUCGAUCAUAGACCUCAGACCCUUGUGCCAAUCGGGACUGUACUGCAACCAAUGAUGCAAAGACGACGUAGCGUGACGCAACUUACUUCCCCAAAAGAGAUUACGGAUGGCGCAUCUAGAUAUUGCCUUGUCGCACAAGAGCGCGAUACAGAUGGAGAACUUGAGACGAAAUUAUACAAGGGCGACAUAUUGCCAACGAGUGGUGGUGGAGCACAAGUGAUAUUUAAUGAUAUGGAGUGUUUGAAACAAUCGUCACCGAGGGCGAGGAAACGUACUGGACCUCUAAAAGAAGGAAAGGAUCAAGUAGAUAGUAUUUCUACGUUGACGCACACAGAAACGAAAAGACCAAGAGUAAUUGGCCUCCGUAACUGAACGUGUUACAUUUGCUCAAUAGCACAGGGAAGACGAAAUAUCCAAUAUAUUUUUCUUUGUAUUAUUAUUACAGCACUCAUACAGCAUGUAUAACAAAAACAUAUGACUUACAAGGGAACCUCGCGAACUCGAAAAUUCAGAUUUUAAUGAAACUAAAUGUAGAAGGGGCAUAAAUGUAGAA